Molecule: messenger RNA, 1893 nt
Organism: Pedinophyceae sp. YPF-701
Lineage: Eukaryota; Viridiplantae; Chlorophyta; Pedinophyceae
Source: the annotation of a GenBank genome assembly
AUGUCGGUGCGGCUGGGCGCGGACGCGGUAGUUGUGCGUGCGAGGGUGCUGCCGGACCGGACAGGCGGUUGCUGCUGCGGUUGCGGCUGCGAGAUGGCGGGGCACCUUGGGCUGCGCUUGCCCGUGGCGCCGUGUGCGCGGACGCGCGGCGCGCGGCGCGCAUCCGGGGGGAACAAACAUGUGCUUUCCGGCGGCCCGGCGUUCCGCCGCGAUAGACCUUCGUCGAGGGCGUGCGCGCGAGUACGGAGCAGUCAAGCCCCCUCGUCGGCGCCGCGAUCCGACCGCGCCGCGGGCGCCGAGGAGUACAAAGCCUUCUGCGAGGCCGCGAAGACCGCGAACCUCGUGCCGCUCGUCGAGCGCGUGAUGGCGGACCAGCUCACACCCGUCCUGGCGUACCGUUGCCUUGUCGGUGAGGACGACGUCGACCACCCGUCGUUUCUCUUCGAGUCCGUCGUGAACGGCACGCAGCAGGGCCGGUACAGCUUCAUCGGCGCGCGCCCGGCGCUCGAGGUCCUGGCCCACGGCAGCAGGGUGUCGAUUCUCGACCACGUGCACGGGACGCGGGAGGAGCGCACCGUCGCGGACCCGAUGCGGAUUCCGGAGGAGAUGCAGGCGGCGUGGCGGCCCGCGCGCGCGGAGAGCCUCCCGGACGUGUUCACGGGGGGGUGGGUGGGGUUUACCGGGUAUGAAACUGUGCGGUAUGUGUAUCCCGGGAAGAUCCCGUUCGACAGCGCGCCGGAGGACGACCGCGGGCUGCCGGACCUGCACCUCGCGCUGUACAACGACACGGUCGUGUUCGACCAGGCGACGAAGCUGGCGUACUGCGUGUCGUGGGUGCACGUGGGCGACUUUGACGACGUCGAGGCGGCCUACCGCGACGGCCGCGCGCGGCUCUCCGCGCUCGCGCAGCGCAUGGAGGGCGCGCCGCCGACGCUCCAGUCCGCGCGCCUCUCGCUCUCCACCACCGAGCGGUCCUCCUGGAGCGAGACCGCCGAAAGCGACAUGGGCAAGCAAGGUUACCUGGACGGCGUGGCGAAGACGAAGGAGUACAUCCAGAGCGGGGACGUCUUCCAGCUCGUGCUCUCGCACCGCUUCGAGCGCCGCACGUUCGCGGACCCGUUCGAGGUCUACCGCGCGCUGCGCGUGGUCAACCCCUCGCCCUACAUGGUGUACCUCCAGGCGCGCGGGUGCGUGCUCGUCGCGUCGUCGCCGGAGAUCCUGUGCCGCGUGGACGGCCGCGGGGUCGUGACGAACCGCCCGCUCGCCGGGACGCGGAAGCGCGGGCGCGACGACGCGGAGGAUGUCGCGCUGGAAGAGGACCUGCUGGCGGACGAGAAGGAGCGCGCGGAGCACAUCAUGCUCGUGGACCUGGGCCGGAACGACGUGGGGAAGGUGUCGGAGGCCGGGAGCGUGACGGUGGAGCGGCUCAUGGACGUGGAGCGGUACAGCCACGUGAUGCACAUCUCGAGCACGGUGACGGGGGCGCUGAAGCGCGGGCUGAACUCGUGGGACGCGCUGCGCGCGGCGCUGCCGGCGGGGACGAUUUCCGGCGCGCCGAAGGUGCGCGCGAUGCAGAUCAUCGAUGAGCUGGAGGUGCACCGGAGGGGGCCGUACGGCGGCGGGGUGGGCCACGUGAGCUUCACGGGGGAGAUGGACAUGGCGCUGGCGCUGCGGACGAUGAUCGUGCCGACGGACACGCGCGACCAGAUGUACGCGUAUGGCCCCCCGGGGACGUUUGGGGACUGCCGUCGGGAGUGGGUGUUCCAUAUUCAGUCGGGCGCGGGGCUCGUGGCGGACUCGGUGCCGGAGGCGGAGCACGAGGAGACGGUGAACAAGGCCGCGGCGCUCGUGCGGGCGAUCGACGUGGCCGAGGAAGCCUUCGUGCGGCGCUGA